UGAUUCCUAAUUGGGUCUUGACGGAUACGAAGGCCCAGCCCAACUAAGUUGAUGUAUUAUAACUUUUCCUCUCAGUUGCCUUUCUGUAACGGCGGAGCUGCCGUCGCCUCUUCUCGGCUACGUCUCACCUUCGCUUCGAUCUUCACGUCGGUGGAGGCAAUCUUGGUAGAUCCUGUCACUAGCAAUGGCAACUUCUUUGGAUCAAUGGAUGAGGGAGUUCAAUGAAGCAUCAAGGCUUUCUGACGAAAUUAAUGCUAUGAUUUCUCAAAGGGGCUCUUUACCUCCGUCAGGUCCUGAAACCCAACGUCAAUUAACUGCAAUGAGGAGGAAGAUAACAAUUCUUAGGACUAGAUUGGAGAACUUGGAGGCCCUUCUUUCAAAGCUUCCUAGCAUACAGCCAAUAAAGGAUAAAGAGUUGCAUAAGCGACGAGAGAUGCUAUCAAAUCUAAAAUCUAAAGCAACUCAGAUGGCAUCCAUAUUAAACAUGUCCAACUUCGGAAACAGGGAGGACUUGCUUGGAGAUAGUAAAAAGCCAGUUGAUGUAGCAACAAGAACUGCUGAGUUGGAUAAUCAGGGUAUUAUUGGUUUACAGAGACAGAUUAUGAGAGAGCAAGAUGAGGGCCUUGAAAAGUUGGAGGAGACUGUGUUAAGCACAAAACACAUCGCAUUAGCAGUUAACGAGGAAUUGGAUCUGCACACAAGAUUAAUUAACGAUCUGGACCAGCAAGUUGAUGUAACAGACUCAAGGCUACAGAGAGUUCAAAAGAGACUGGCAAUCCUCAACAAGCGCACAAAAGGCGGUUGCUCGUGCAUGUGUCUGCUCUUAUCCAUCGUUGCAAUUGUAGCUCUGAUUGUUGUGAUUUGGGCUCUCAUCAAGUACUUGUAGUAGGCGGGACACAUCAAGAAUGUGACGAUGCCAUCUUCAAGUGUGUUAAGUUCCUGCUAGUAUUUGCUUCCGAGGCUUUAUUUGUUGAGUUGCACUCGAUACCCGAGAAAGUAAGGAUACGCAAUGUCAUAUUCAAGCAAGCCAGUCAUUCUCAUGUGGUUUACUUGUCGAGCUUGCACUAGUGAAAAGUGAGGAUAAUGUUGGGUGACUUUUGCAUUUAUUCAACACAAAAAUGAAAUUUGAGGUACCGCUUAGGAUCCGAGCAGUGUUAUGACCUUAUUGUGCUAUAUGAUGUGUGCUUUAGAUUGUGGAACUUAAAUGUUUGGAUUGAAAUUGUAUUGAUGAAUCUCCCCUUUCUUCUAUAAUGAAUGAUUGAGCUUGUUGUGAA
Molecule: messenger RNA, 1274 nt
Organism: Zingiber officinale
Lineage: Eukaryota; Viridiplantae; Streptophyta; Magnoliopsida; Zingiberales; Zingiberaceae
Product: syntaxin-52-like
Exons: 7
Coding region: 185-886 (233 amino acids)
Biological process (GO): intracellular protein transport; vesicle fusion
Cellular component (GO): endomembrane system; SNARE complex
Molecular function (GO): SNAP receptor activity; SNARE binding
Source: RefSeq, a predicted model, not a curated record